AUGUCGGAGCUCUACGCACACACUGUCUGUCUCUCGCCCAUGGUCCGCUCUGGGACUCUCCCGCUGCGGCUCUUGUCGCUGCGGUACGGCGCGGACCUGGUCUACGGCGAAGAAAUCAUCGACAAGCGCAUCAUUUCGACGGUGCGGGUGCCGAAUGCGGUGGUGCAUUCCGUCGACUUUGUCAGUCGUAACGGCGACGCGGUCGUCUUUCGCACGUGUCGCGAGGAAGCGGACAAGGUGAUUUUCCAGAUUGGAACAGCGGAUGCCGUGCUGGCGCUCAAGGCGGCCGAAACAGUUGCGCGAGACGUAGCGGCCGUGGACAUUAAUAUGGGCUGCCCGAAACACUUUUCCAUCCAAGGCGGUAUGGGCGCAGCGUUGUUGCAGAAACCGGAAGUAGCGUGCGAUAUCGUUCGGACUCUGCGCCGUAACCUGAACAUUCCGAUUUCUUGCAAAAUUCGGCUACUGCCAGACACGAGAGACACAAUCGAUACUGCAAAACGCCUUGAAGACGCUGGAGCCUGUGCGAUUGGCGUGCACAUGCGGCAAGUUCAUGAACGUCCUCGCGAUAAGGCGAGUUGGGAAAAGCUAGCACCUGUCGUGUCGGCAUUGUCGGUACCUAUACUAGCGAACGGCGACGUAUUCAAGCAUGAAGACAUUCACGAUCUUUGCGAAAUCUCGGGGGCGUCUUCCGUCCUCAUUGCUCGCGGCGCCCUCGCCAAUGCAUCCAUUUUCCGGAAAAAGGGACUCCUGUCUGUGGACCAAGUCGUACGAGACUAUCUUCGAGCUGCGGCGGAGGUCGACAAUGUGUUUCAGAACACGAAGUACAACGUUAUGCGCAUGAUCCCGAGUUUCUCCGAGGACGCGUCCGCAAGUGGUACUCAGUGUGGACAGUCGACGGGUACCCGUGUCGUUACUGUGCCUGAGCUGGCUGCAACAAAGAAUGGUAUGGAGAUGUAUUCGCUGUGGAACUUGCAAAACACCUACAAAGAGCAUCAGGACCGAUUCCGAGCCAUGGCUUCAGUGCUAGACAGUAACGCAACAUGUCAGGGGCAGGCCUCCGAAGUAGUCAGGAGUCUGCCUGGUGCGCCUGAGCGGUACGCAGAGGCGCUUCAACCAGAGGACAGCGAGUUGUCAAGCCAUCGCAAUAGAUUUCCUGGAAAGCCAGAGCUUUACUGCGAUGCAUGCAAAAUCCAAUUGCUAAGUGCACAGGACGUGAAGCUGCAUUGCAAGGGUCGAAAGCACAAGAACACGCUGCGUCGACAAACUGCUACCACGAUUUCCAGGCUCGUAGCAAAAGCCCACCUGGAGCAGCAGGUUGCAGCAGCUGACAUUCCGGACGACGUAGGUGUCGGAAGUGUCGCGAGUGGAGAUACAGUGCUGGAUCAAGGGGAUCAGGAAAACCGGAGUUUGAAACGCGCAAGGCGUUAG
This is a messenger RNA of Hyaloperonospora brassicae, 1428 nucleotides long. The record is from the annotation of a GenBank genome assembly. NCBI's taxonomy places the organism in Eukaryota, Oomycota, Peronosporomycetes, Peronosporales, Peronosporaceae.